Molecule: messenger RNA, 444 nt
Organism: Colletotrichum fioriniae
Lineage: Eukaryota; Fungi; Ascomycota; Sordariomycetes; Glomerellales; Glomerellaceae
Source: RefSeq, a predicted model, not a curated record
AUGGCCAAAAGCGCAAGAGCAAGCGUUAUCAAGAAGAACAAUCAGCGACUCAAGGCAAAUGUCUUUGGUCCCGUUGAGCAAGCCAGAGCCGAGCGUCUCUCGGCGAAGCUGCUAGAAUUGGCAAAGGCCCCCAAGCCUGAGAGGGAGGCAGACAUCAAGAUGGAUGUUGAGGAGCAGGACGACGAUGGUGCGUUCCCAGCCAUUUUCCAAGGCCAUUCCAUGAGGCAAGAAAGUUUCGAAACUGACAUUUCAAAAGCGGAAAUCAACGGUGAUGAUGAGAAGAAGGAGGCCAAGGCGGAUGACUCCAUGGACGUUGACUCGGCGAAACCCAAGCGUCGCUCUGGAAGAAUCCAGAAGCAAAGGAAGAAGACUUCCAAGGUCGUCUUCCCCAAGUACAGCGACCGUCGUGGAGGCUCCAAGGGCGGAGUGUCCAAGAGAAAGUAG